UUAAAGAGACGUUUCCACAACUUAUAAAGAGUUUAUUUUUAAUCUCCAUUUUUAUAGCUUCUUCUUCUCCUAGCAGAGGCAGAGCCUACCCUAAGUUAAGCUUCAAUUUCAAUUGAAAAUGGUGUUGAUUGAACAAGAACCAGAACAUCAGCAAAAUCACACUAAAGAAUCUCUCGUAAACCUUCCAAAAACAGCAAUCUCCGAUUCCACGACCAGCGAUCACGGGGACGCUGCCUCGUCUGACGGAUUCGAAACGGCAAGUGAACGCGACCUUAGUGACAACCCAAACGAAGACGCUCAAGGUGACUUAAACGAUAGCGCUCUGGAUCAUCAAAACGACGAUGCAUUGAAACAGCAGAAAGCGGUAACUGAGGCAACUGAGGCGAAAGCUGAGGGGAAUAAACUGUUCGGAGAAGCCAAGUAUGAAGAAGCGUUAUUGCAAUACGAUGUCGCGUUAAGUGUGGCUGAAUCGGCAUCGGUGCCUGAAGAAUUGAAUGAAUUGCGUUCAAUUUGUCACUCAAAUCGGGCCGUUUGUUUUCUGAAACUUGGAAAAUACGAGAACACUAUCAAGGAAUGCACAAAGGCAUUGGAGCUAAAUCCUACAUAUAUGAAAGCUCUGGUAAGAAGAGCAGAGGCUCAUGAAAAGCUUGAACACUUUGAAGAGGCUAUUGCUGAUUUGAAAAAGAUCUUGGAACUGGAUCCAUCGAACAAUCAAGCCAGGAAAACCAUUAUCCGCUUGGAGCCACUGGCUGCAGAAAAACUAGAAAAGAUGAAGGAGGAGAUGAUUGGAAAACUGAAAGAAAUGGGCAACUCUGUACUGGGUCGAUUUGGAAUGAACAUCGACAACUUCAAAGCUGUUAAAGAUCCAAACACGGGUUCGUAUUCUAUACAAUUCCAACGUUAGCUAGUUUGUUUCCAGUAUAGUUACAUUAUGUUUAUUGGAAGAUAAGACUCUGAAGAAUGCUACCAGUCUACAAAAUGAUACAAGAUACAAUCCUGGGCUGUUGUGUUGUCAUAUAUGGGAUUUGAUGAUCACCCGAUGUUUUUAAGUUGUUCUUGGGAUCUUAGAAAUUUGAAGUUGUUUUAUUUUAUUUCAAAGUUUUUUUGUAAAUUGACUCUAUAUUUCUUGCUUGUGUUCUAUUGUAAUGUAUGAACGGCUUUAUUUGAGAAGUUUAUUGCCUAUAUAAAUAUAACUGAGUGCCAAUUUGGGUA
Molecule: messenger RNA, 1212 nt
Organism: Mangifera indica (mango)
Lineage: Eukaryota; Viridiplantae; Streptophyta; Magnoliopsida; Sapindales; Anacardiaceae
Product: tetratricopeptide repeat protein 1-like
Exons: 5
Coding region: 119-904 (261 amino acids)
Molecular function (GO): protein binding
Source: RefSeq, a predicted model, not a curated record